Molecule: messenger RNA, 3465 nt
Organism: Eublepharis macularius
Lineage: Eukaryota; Metazoa; Chordata; Lepidosauria; Squamata; Eublepharidae
Gene: MFSD11
Product: major facilitator superfamily domain containing 11
Exons: 14
Coding region: 227-1576 (449 amino acids)
Source: RefSeq, a predicted model, not a curated record
AAAUGAUUUGUGUAUGAAAGCGCCUAUCUUCGUCAGGUGAUUUUUUGGUCAAAACUGACUUUUGGGCUUUGGGGGCAAAAGUGACUCAAAAAUAUAGAGAGCAACCAAGAAAAUCAGCUGCUGCAGAAUGUUUCUUCUUUACAAGGAAAGAAUUAAAAAGGAAGAAGAAAAUUAGAAGACAAACAUUCCUUCAGUUCAGUUUGAUCUCAUUCCAUGAAAACCCAAAAUGAAUCCUGAAUCAAAAAAGCAGUUGAAUGUCAUUCUUUUAGGAGUAGCCUUUAUGUUUAUGUUCACAGCUUUCCAAACAUGUGGAAAUGUUGCUCAAACUGUUAUCACAAAUUUAAACGACACAAAUUUCCAUGGCAGUGGCUACACCAGCAUGGCCAUUAUUUAUGGAGUCUUCUCAGCAUCAAAUCUUAUUUCGCCUUCAGUGGUUGCAAUUGCUGGGCCACAGCUCUCUAUGUUUUUUAGUGGCAUCUUUUAUAGCAUAUAUAUUGCCAUUUUUAUUGAGCCGUCUACAUGGAGCUUCUACACAGCCUCUGUUUUCCUUGGGGUAGCAGCUGCUAUAUUGUGGACUGCACAGGGAAACUGUCUGACAAUAAAUUCCAAUGAAAACACAAUUGGCCGAAACAGUGGAAUCUUCUGGGCAUUACUGCAGUCUAGCUUGUUUUUUGGGAAUCUGUACAUAUACUUUGCCUGGCAAGGGAAGACCCAUAUAGCAGCGAAUGACCGCAGGACCGUCUUCAUAGCUCUGACAGUGAUCAGUCUUGUAGGCACUGUUCUGUUCUUUCUCAUUAGGAAUCCACAGGAUCUGAAUACAGAAGAAGGGGAAAUAUCAGGUGGUGCUGAUAACCUUGUAGAACCAACGUCUGACCAAAGUAAAAUGACAAGGGCUGCAGAUGCAUUUAAAAGUUCUAUCAAGCUGUGUUUCACGAAAGAGAUUCUGUUACUUAGCAUCACAACAGCCUACACAGGUCUGGAAUUAACAUUCUUCUCAGGAGUAUAUGGGACCUGUAUAGGUGCUGUAAAUAAAUUCGGUGCUGAAGAAAAAAGCCUGAUUGGGCUCUCUGGUAUUUUUAUUGGCAUUGGAGAAAUAUUAGGUGGAGGACUCUUUGGCCUCUUGAGCAAAAGCCACCAUUUUGGCCGGAACCCAGUGGUGAUGUUUGGCAUCAUCAUCCAUUUUAUAGCCUUCUAUUUGAUAUUCUAUAACAUGCCAAACGAUGCACCCAUUGCCUCCAUGCGGGGAACAGACCACAUAGCAUACAUGGAGCCAAGCAAAGAAGUGGCUAUUUUUUGCAGUUUCUUACUGGGUCUAGGCGACAGCUGUUUCAACACUCAGCUCCUUAGUAUUUUGGGGUACUUGUAUGCAGAAGACAGCGCUCCAGCUUUUGCAAUCUUCAAAUUUAUUCAGUCUAUCUGUGCAGCCGUAGCUUUUUUCUACAGCAACUAUCUGCUUCUUCAGUGGCAGCUCCUGAUCAUGGCUGUAGUCGGGUUCUUUGGGACAAUUUCCUUUUUCACCGUGGAGUGGGAAGCACCAGCCUUUGUUGCCAGGAACAUAGAUUACAGCAGCAUUUAAGGGGAGGCCUUUUCAUCAUUCUGGGACAAUAUUCACAUGCAAGCAUCUGUUUCUUGAAAUGAAUUGAUAGCGUUUGCAAUUACAAAAGCAUGUGCGAAGAAAAUAUUUUCCCACCCUAGUGCAAUGGAGAGCUAUUACAUGGCAUGGAAAAAGUAAGCACCAAAGUUCUGUUCUGAAUCAAUCAGUGCUGAUGUGAAGAUUCAUUUACUACAGUGUGGAGAAAGAAGGACCUGGAAAUCAGGGCGCCGAACCAUUCUUCAUGCCAUUACCAUUUGCUGAGUAUUACAUCUCAGGUUUAUGACCAUUCCUUGUGGAAAUUCUGCCCUUCUAAAAAAAAUUACAUUGCUAUUUUGUUUUUAAUUAUCUGUCUGAAACUUUGCUCCAGCUGUCUAGUAAGAAUUUUUCCUGCGUCUGGGUCUGUGUUUUCCCUACAAACUGUAGCACACACCAAAAUAGGCAUGGAAGUUCCUUUCAUGGAUUUAUGUAGAAAUUGAGACAGGUUCUAAUGUUUUAUUCUGAUUAAUUUACCAGUCCCGUUUUCUCCUGAGACAUUUACUUUACAAGCUGAACUAUCAUCAGGUUUGAAAAAGAGAAUGUAUAUAGAGGAUAAGUAGCGUAAGGGAAUUAAAUACAUUUGCACAAGCUAUUUUGCUAAUUUUAUGUAGUCUAAUCAGAGGCAAAAAAUUAUUAAAGUCUCAAUCCUCUGAGGCUAUUUAUAUUUACUCAGGAUCAACUCAUGAUGAUGAUUGCUGCUAUAAGGCUCUGUAAGAAAUGUAUGCCAAAGAUCCCAUUAUCAUAAUGAAUCUACAAAUAUUUAAAUACCUGGGUGGCUUAACUGAGUUCAGCGUGACUUGUCACAGGCACAAAAUUACUUGGAUGCAUGAAUUCAGCAUAAGGAAAGCGCCAUGCUUCAUUUUAGCUGCAUUCAUUUCUGUUUAUUGAUUAGUAACAACCUCUGGGCAGAGUCUUCUGCUACAUGGACUAGGAUUUGGGCACAGGCAAGUAUUUGCAAUGUCCCUCCCCUUGCACUAGCUCAAAAUUCCCCUAAAAAGCCAUUUCAGGCUGUCAUGGGAGUGGGGAGAUGAGGAAGUUGCACUCUACAAGUGAAAAUCCUCCCACCAAUGAAACACUAGCCUGUAUUCAAGGCAACAAUUGCAGUUUUACCUUAGGGAGGUAUACCCAGAAAGCAGUGGAAACAGAGUUUUGGGGCCACUUUUAAUGUUUUGGAUUUCCUACACAGAAAGCGUGCCCAUAUGAGUUUUCUUAAAAAUUACUCCCUCUGUAUUAAAUGAGGCUUACACCUAAGUAAGUGUGGGUAUGAUUGCUGCCUUAAUGUGUAAAUAUAGGAAAGUGCACGGAAAUCAUGUGAGACAAUCACAAGUCUGUUUAGUUACAUGUAUGUUUACAUUAUGUUAUAAAAAGCAUCGUUCAAGGGUUAUCCGCAACAAAUUAAUGACUGUUGGCUUAUAUUGAUUUUUUUCCAAAUUAUUAUGGGGUAAACAAUGUGAGGAUUGCCUCACUUUUUGUUCCAAGGAAAUAAUUUUCCAUGAGCAUUGUUGGAAGGGAGCAAAGAGCAGUUGUUUCAGACAGAGGGGUAAAAAUGAUAUUUCCAAAUACAGAACCCAGUAUGGAAUUUCUCAUGUGCAAGCCUCAUUGAAAUAAAUCAGCUACUUUCAGUGGGCUUGUGCCAAAGGGAGUGCCGAAAGGAUUGUAUCCAACAUUCAUAAGAUAUUACAAAGCAACUUUAGUGGGGCUGCAUUAAAAAGUUUGUUUAAGGCUUGCAUGUAGAACCUUUUUGGAAGUUUUACUUUUGACGGACUUAUGUAAAAGCAGUUAUAUAAUCAGAAUUGUGUGUCUAUUUUGUAAGAAAAUAAGAAUUUAUUUUUGAA